UGCAUUUUACUUCCACAUAUGAACUGUAUUUUUUCAAAACCAACACUGGCUUUAGCAUGAUUUUCUUAUUUUUAAGUUUUGCGUUAUUGUCUUCCACACUUGGAUGCCUUUGGGAAACGAUUCCACCCUGCUCCUGCCGAACCAUAGGCUUUCACACAACCGAAAUCACCUGCACAGAUGCGAACAAUGUAGAUACACUCCGCAGUUCACUUUCCAGAGUCAAAGACAUGCCUAUACAAACCUUAUAUAUCAUGGAUUCCUCUCUGCUUUACAUACCAAGCGACGUAUUCUUAGGACUAAGAGUUGAACGAAUAUGGUUGGAUAAUUCCACAUUUAGGGAUCUGUCUGAUUCAGAAUUCGCCUUUGAAGGCCUAAGUAACUCGCUUCGAAAGUUAUUUAUUCAAGAUUGUAUCAUCUUCAACGGUUUUCAAUGGCAUGAGUUCAAGAAGUUGGAAAAUCUGACCUCGCUAAUGACUGUAAAAGCAGGUUUAAAUGCAAUUGAUUCAGACAUUUCGGAAAUAGCUCAUCUUCCACUGGCUAAUUUGGAGUUGACACAAGACUCGAUAUCUUACAUAGAUGAAAAUGCUUUCACAUUAUUCGAAAACUUGGCGAUUCUUUCUCUCAAAAGGAAUCUCAUUAAGGAUGUAGCGAGAUCAAUGUUGCCAAACCCAGCCACUAAACUUAAUGUCAUUAAUUUAAGUUUCAAUCUAAUCGAGAGAUUGCCAGAAGAUAUGUUUACGAACAUGCCAGCCCUCACGACAAUCAUUUUAUUAGCCAAUAAGCUAAUCACAGUGGACUUUAACACAUUUUCACCUGUUUGGAGUAGACUGAACAAGAUCGAUUUAUAUGAAAAUCCUAUGCGAUGCGAUUGCCGGAUGACAUGGAUCUUCGGAAGGCCAUUCCCGAAAAAUGUUUGGGCUGUGUGCUGGUCCCCGUCUAACCUGAAUGGAACCACAAUAACAGACAUUCGGAAGGAGGAGCUUUAUUGCUAAGAAUUGAAAACCAAAUACUAUACCUUAUUAUUCAAUAAACCAUUUACUUCAUCUA
Molecule: messenger RNA, 1047 nt
Organism: Argiope bruennichi
Lineage: Eukaryota; Metazoa; Arthropoda; Arachnida; Araneae; Araneidae
Product: connectin-like
Exons: 3
Coding region: 57-992 (311 amino acids)
Molecular function (GO): protein binding
Source: RefSeq, a predicted model, not a curated record